UCAGUCAGAAUUCAGAACCCACAUGCUCAUUUCUCACCACCACCGUCACCACCACUUCCACCACCGUUUCCGGCCGCCAUGCACGGUGGAGCUGCCGGCGAAGAAUCAAACUCUGAUCUUAAUCAAAUCUUGGUUGAAAAAUUCUACUCACUGGAAUCAAGUUAUAGGAAACUUGUGGAACAAUUCAACGUGUUAUAUCAAGAAAAAAAUAAGAAUAGUAUUGUGAAUAUGGAUUCAGAUGAAAAAUUAACAGAUUUUUCAGCUGAAAUGAGGUUAUUGCCUGGAGUUUUCUUUAGUGGGAGUCCGUACAAAAACGUGUUGAAUUGCAUGGGUCAUGCAGUUCACGUUAGUAGAGCUGAUUCUGGGGAAAUUAUUUACUGGAAUCGAUUUGCUGAAAGACUUUACGGUUAUAAAGAUCAUGAAAUACUUGGACAAAGGUCCACUGAACUGCUUAUCUGUGAAGAAUAUCAUGAACUGGCUAGGAUUUUCAUGGAAAAUUUGAGCUGUGGAGAAUCAUGGUCGGGUCUGUUUCCUUUUAAGAAGAGGUCCGGUCAGAUUUUCAUGGCAAUGGUGACGAAAAGCCCAUUGUACGAGGAUGACGAGCUUUUUGGUGUUAUCACUGUUUCGAAUGACGCGGCUUCAUUUAUUAAUGUAAACUCCAGAAAUGCAAGUAUCCAUGAGGAUAAUGCUCAACCUGGCGCACGAGGAAUAAAUUUCAAAAGGAUUCAAUGGCAGCCACGGCUACAAAUUGCAUCGUCUGUUUCAAAUCUGGCUUCAAAAGUUUUCUCACUGAAGCGUGGAGAGGAUACGUGCAAUGCAUCUGCAGAUGCAAGGGACAGAGAUCAGGCGGAUUUAGACGUCAAAGAAGGGAAACCGCUGAAGCCACCCAGAGCACCUGCGACACGGCUGAGUUUCAAUUUGCUCGGCGGGAAGAAUAAAGCUAAUGCAGAGAGCUCUCAGAAAGAUGAAUCUACAUUCGACAUUGCUCAGCCUUCCAAAAUCGCAGCAAAGGUUAUGUCAAAGCUGAACAUUGCAGGAUUUGGGCACCUUGGUAAAGAGAAGGGUCAACACAAUGGGGAUGACAAUACUCGUGUUAGUGAGGAUGUAGCUGAACCAUAUCCGCCAACAGCUUCAGACGCUAAAUCAAAUUGUUGUCACUUUGGUGAUGAAUAUAUUAACCUCCAGAAAAACCAGAAAAGAACUUGUUUUGAUCCGGGAACAAUGUGUGCCCCUACAACUGGGCACGAUGUUGUAGAGGGUCCAAGUGGAACCUUCUCAAGGAACUCCAAGGAAUGUCCCGAGGCAUCUAAAAUUCCUGAGCAGUAUCCGGGAUCAUGUAUGAAUGAUGAAGAGCUUAAGCUACAACUCGGGAAAUCAAAACUCUCAGAGCUGGAAGAUUCAUCGCAGCAGCUUUUAGAAUGCAAGCAAUCACCAAAGUCAGGGGGGAGCGUUGACAGCCGUGGAAGUUCAUCAAACAUAACUGAGAAUGAGUCAAGCUUGAUAGUAGAUUGUGAAAUCUUAUGGGAAGAUAUUAGCCUAAAGGAGGAAAUUGGACGAGGUUCAUAUGGUGUUGUGUAUCAUGGAAUCUGGAACGGAUCGGAUGUUGCUGUUAAGGUUUUUUUCGGGAAUCAAUGCUGCGAUGAAACAUUGCUCGAGUACAAAAAGGAGAUUGAAAUAAUGAAAAGACUCAGACAUCCUAACGCGUUGCUAUUCAUGGGGGCCAUAUUUUCUCAAGAAAAACCUGCUAUCGUCACCGAGUUUUUGCCCAGGGGAAGUCUUUUCAAAGCGCUUCACCGAAAUAAUAAGCCAUUAGACUUCAGUCGGCGUCUUAGGAUGGCCCUCGAUGUGGCAAGAGGUAUGAAUUAUUUGCAUCGCCGAAACCCACCUAUUGUACAUAGAGACCUGAAAUCUUCAAAUCUGCUUGUCGAUAAAAGUUGGACCGUCAAGGUUGGAGAUUUUGGCCUAUCAAGAUUUAAAGAUGCAACCUUUCUAACAUCAAAAUCUGGGCGAGGGACGCCGCAGUGGAUGGCUCCUGAAGUACUUCGAAAUGAACCUUCAACAGAGAAAUCUGAUGUCUUCAGUUUUGGUGUGAUCCUAUGGGAAUUAAUGACUGAAUCUAUACCAUGGAGCAACCUUAACUCUUUUCAGGUUGUAGGAGUCGUCGGAUUUAUGAAUCGUAGAUUGGAAAUUCCAGAAAAUCUUGAUACUCGAGUUUCUGCAAUCAUCCACGAUUGUUGGCAAGGCAAUCCAGCAAUCCGUCCAUCAUUUGAAGACAUAAUUCAAAGGAUGACGGACAUAAUUCUCUUGUUUACAGGGUUGACAGCUAGGAAGAAAACGGCCAUAUUAUCAAACAUGAUUUGACAGGUUACUACACAUAACAACUUAUAUAAAUUCACUAGUCCAAGUGAAUUCAUAAGGCAGUGCAACUUGUUUUUCUCUCUUUCACAAUCUUUUCUUGUUUUAAAGUUUUGGUUAAUGUUCUCCAUUUACCCCUGAAUGUGAAGGGUUUGUGUUUGAAGCAUGUAUAGUCCAUAGCCUCCUUAGGAAAAAACAGUGUAAAGAUUAUAUCAAAGUCAGCUGAUCCUUUAAGUCUCAACUUUGAGAUGAUGUAUUAACUUCUACCCUAUUAAAGAGCUUUGAGAUGUUGUAUUAAUUAUUGGCAUUUUUGAAUAGUGGUUGUUGAAAUUAGUUA
Messenger RNA from Nicotiana tabacum (common tobacco), 2692 nucleotides. RefSeq lists its product as uncharacterized. Gene Ontology annotation, molecular function: ATP binding; protein serine/threonine kinase activity. Gene Ontology annotation, biological process: protein phosphorylation; signal transduction. The record is from RefSeq and is a predicted model, not a curated record. NCBI's taxonomy places the organism in Eukaryota, Viridiplantae, Streptophyta, Magnoliopsida, Solanales, Solanaceae. Gene Ontology annotation, cellular component: cytoplasm.